CAACUUUGUGUAAACAGUGUCACAGCUCUUGUCAAUCAGAUUUAUUUGUUUUUGACUGACUACAUCAGUCCUAUCAGUCUCAGUGAAGACUUGUGACCUGCAGCCGUAGUUCUCACUAGAGUAUAAAAGCUUGUCACAUGAUUCUACGGAAGUAGUUGCGAUCUAAACAGACAACAAGAUGGCAUCUCACCUGGGAGGAGGCGACCAAGGCAAUACCAGAGAUCAGAUACUGGAAGUAGGAGCUGCUUUGUUAACGGAUUUCAUCUAUGAGCGGGUUCGGCGCCAUGGAAACGGCAAUACUGUGGUGACCAGGGCACACCUGGGUGGAGGAGAGCUGUGUGACCCAAACCACAAGAAGCUCGCCCAGUGCCUGCAGCAGAUUGGAGAUGAACUGGAUGGAAAUGUUGAGCUCCAGAGAAUGAUGAAUGACCCUUCAGUCAAUCCCACAAAAGACAUCUUUAUGAAAGUUGCGAGGGAGAUCUUUUCAGAUGGAAGAUACAACUGGGGCAGGGUGGUCGCCCUGUUCUACUUUGCCUGUCGACUUGUCAUCAAAGCUCUUGUGACCAAAGUUCCUGAUAUCAUCAAAACCAUUAUCAGCUGGACAUUGGACUACCUCCGGGAUAAUGUGAUCAACUGGAUCAGGGAGCAAGGAGGCUGGGAGGGCAUUCGUUCCUACUUCGGCACUCCUACAUGGCAGACAUUGGGGGUUUUCCUGGCUGGUGUUCUCACCACUGUUGUAGUCAUUCGCAGGAUGUGAGAGGAAUGUGAAAAGCAGACGGAUGAAAGAUGAGAAGAACUGCGACUGAGGGGGAAAAUGGGUCAGGAACAAAAAUAAGAACAAACAUCAGAAGGACAACAGAAAGUUACAGCAGAGCGAACAAGUCGAACAAGAAGAACUUGUAUUUGGACAAGGAGAAACACUUCUGCCUCCUAGUCAUAUCUAAGGAUUGGGAGUUUGCCUGAAUGCACUGUCAAAACCAUGAUCCCUAUGCCACUGAGGAAGCGAGUUUGCAUGAUUACAUGCACAUAAUGCGGGGUGGAAAGGUUGUCAGACUUGAACAGGGAAUGCUUUUUAAGUAAUUUAUUUUUUACUUGGUACAGAUUUAAAAAAAAAAAAAAAAAAAAAAAAAGUCACUGCAUAAAUCUGUCUGCUCUAAAAGAUCUAUGGAUUGAAAUGUUUUCAUGAAUUCUAUUCCUCUCUACAUUAUUUUCAUUGUAUUAUUUUGAGUCCAUUCAACUUGCUUUUCUGAGCUUCCCACUCUCAUUCAUUUCACCAUGGUGUCUGCAUAGUACAAAUUCCAUCUUCAUAUGUAUUUGUGAGUGUUUACUGGUGUAAAUCUGCAAUGAUCUGCUGGCAAUGAACGUGUUACAUGGUGGUCGAAUCCCAUCAAGUUAAGAAUAGAUAUUUUUGCAAACAAUUGUUUGAUUUAUAAUUGAAGAGAAAUUAGCUUAAUAAUUGGGUUUAACCAACCCCAAGUAAUUUCUAUGCUUUUUUCGCAUGAAUACUUAACUCUGCCUUAUUUCAGUGGAUAACAAAAGUGUCACAGCAGGGAUUUGACUAAAACGUCAUGAUCUCAGCAAAAUGAAUCUAAAUUCCUUUCGUGUUAUAGUCAAUGAUAUGCUGUCUGUUUGGGCAUUUUGACCAGCAUUGUGACCGUAAUGUGGCUCCCAAUAAGAUAAAGCCUGGCAAUUAUUUGUCUAUCGUGAAGGGAGCCACAAGUCAUGAGCCGAUGCUUCCUGCAGUCUAUGGAAGAAGUUGCACUGCAGACAUAGACAGCACUGGUUUGCUCACAGAUGCUUACCUCACUUUAUACAUAUUCUAAGUACUGUAUUUUUACCUGAGUUAUUUCAAAUGCAAUCUUAUCUACAAAGCAAAAGGCUUUUUAUACAUUUUUCUUGUUUGUCAGUGCCUUGGUGUAUUUUUUUUUUUUUUAAAUCUUAUAAAUCACUUUGAUAUUCUCAAAUUUUCACUGUUUUCUACCACAUUUGUAAAGCUGAAAUUAGUUUGAAGUCUCCCUGAAAAUCUUUUUGCAGUGACCUUGUAUGUUAUAAU
Molecule: messenger RNA, 2053 nt
Organism: Seriola dumerili (greater amberjack)
Lineage: Eukaryota; Metazoa; Chordata; Actinopteri; Carangiformes; Carangidae
Gene: baxa
Product: BCL2 associated X, apoptosis regulator
Exons: 6
Coding region: 179-757 (192 amino acids)
Biological process (GO): release of cytochrome c from mitochondria; positive regulation of apoptotic process; mitochondrial fusion
Cellular component (GO): mitochondrial outer membrane
Molecular function (GO): protein heterodimerization activity; channel activity; protein homodimerization activity
Source: RefSeq, a predicted model, not a curated record